Prorocentrum cordatum is the source of this 519-nucleotide messenger RNA. NCBI's taxonomy places the organism in Eukaryota, Dinophyceae, Prorocentrales, Prorocentraceae. The record is from the annotation of a GenBank genome assembly.
AUGAGGCCCGCUCUGAGGAGGAUCACGGCACCGUUAUCUACGGUCAUCUUCAGCGAGGAGGUGCGUUCGGUGCUGCAGGAGGAGUCCCGCGCCGCUGGCCUCGUGCCGCCGCUGCGGGACCAGGCCUUUGAGGCCGAGUGGGCGACGGCGGAGCCCGCGCCGCCCGGCGGCGGCGAGAAAGAGGCGGCCGGUCGCCGCAGCUUCUGCCUUGCAGCCUACCCGAAGCGCUUGGUGCCGGGCGGCUCCGAGGGCGCGGUGAGCCAGGCGAAAGAAGUGGCCGAGAAGGAGCUCGCCACCGGUGAAGCCAACGUUCGCAGGUUCAUGGGCACGAGGCACCGGUUCAUCGACCCAAUGUUCCGGCGGCGGCGCCUGAAGUGGUUGGAGAGGCAGAUGACAGACAAGAACAAGGAAAAGGAGGUGAAGUUCAACAACUACUACGCGACCCACCCGGACAAAGCCAAGGAGUUCCCGACCAACAAGGGCAGCGUCACGGUGGUCUGGCCCAGCCCCUACCACUGA